Trichomonas vaginalis G3 is the source of this 516-nucleotide messenger RNA. RefSeq names its product organellar and viral DNA polymerase type B. The annotation marks the transcript as partial. Lineage: Eukaryota; Parabasalia; Trichomonadida; Trichomonadidae. The record is from RefSeq and is a predicted model, not a curated record. The transcript has a single exon.
AUGAUUUCAACAAUAGGUUCUACAAUACUUCAAACAACAACUUCACCAAACUCUUUAGUUAUGAAUCCAACAUCUAUGUUAGUAGAGAUGAAAAGCUUCAUUCCUUCUUCAUAUACUUUUGAGACAGAAAUACAAAGAAUUAAGCAAGAACUUUUAACAAGUAAUUUAGACUGUAGUGCGAAAGAUGAAACAAAUGAACAGUAUCUUUAUGACAUGCAGGAUAUUAUUGACCAUUUACCCAAAUUGCCUGAAAUCCAACAACAAAAGCUCACUAUUCAUGAAUUCGAUGAAAUAGAAGUGAAACCAACUGACUCAGUAGAAAUAAAGAAGUUCAUACGUAAAGUAAACUAUGAAUUCCUUGGUUUUCAUUGCAACCAUAAAGUUAUGGACAAAGAUUGCGACAUGGUAUAUAAGAACAUCUCUGACAUAUAUAAAUCUGGGGAGUUUAAGACAUACGACAACUUUGUUUCAUUAGUUGCUGAAUGUGUAUGGCAGAUAAGAGAUAAAGAUAAAAGA